This is a messenger RNA of Colletotrichum spaethianum, 933 nucleotides long. RefSeq lists its product as uncharacterized. Bases 1 to 933 code for a protein of 310 amino acids. Lineage: Eukaryota; Fungi; Ascomycota; Sordariomycetes; Glomerellales; Glomerellaceae. The record is from RefSeq and is a predicted model, not a curated record. Gene Ontology annotation, molecular function: oxidoreductase activity. The transcript is spliced from 2 exons.
AUGGCACUCUCACUGCCGAAGAUCGGGAUCCUCUCCAUCGGAGACAUGGGCAUGGGCAUCGCCAAGUUGCUCGUCUCAAAAGGCUUCUCGGUCGCCACGAACGGGGAGGGUAGAAGAGCGCGCAACGCCAAUGUCGAGAUUCUAAACUCGGACAUCCAUCUGGUUCAGUCACGUCCCUUCAUCUUGUCCGUCGCACCGCCCAGAGACGCCCUUAGCAUCGCGCAACGCAUCGUCCACGCCACCAAAGCGGCAAGACUCAAGAAGCCGCUGUACUUCACUGAUCUCAAUGCUGUAUCACCGGCCACGGGCAAGCGAAUGGCCGGCAUGCUCGACGAGGCCAGAAGCCCAGUGCGCUUCGUCGACGGUUGCAUCAUCGGCGGUCCACCGAAGUUCAGCGUCGGUAGCGGGGUAGCGGGGUUAUGGUACGUCCCCAGUAUGCCGGCCUCCGGACCAUAUCCACUGGGCGAAGCAUGCCCCGAGCUCGCCGAGACGCUGAAUAUGCGACACAUUUCCCCCGAGAUCGGCGCAGCUAGCGGGCUGAAGAUGUGCUUCGCGACCGUGACCAAGGGCUUCAUGGGCCUGGGCAUCAAGGCCUUCACCACCGCUUCCAAGUUUGGUGUCGUCGACGAGCUGAGAAAGGAGAUGCAGGAGGCCGCGCCUGGCUUGCUUGACUUUGCUGAAAAGUACAUCCCGCUGGUCCCGCCCAAGUCUUACCGAUGGGUGCGGGAGAUGGAAGAGAUCUCCGACACGCACCGUGCCGAAGGCGGGUUUGAGACUGAGAACGACGUCUUUCGCGCCAUGGCGGAGUUGUAUCGCAUCAUGACCGAGGACCCCGUUCUGGGUGCAGAGAAGGUUGAGGGCAGGAAACGCGGGGCAACGGUCAGCGACCUCGCCGCGGCGUUGGCGGAGGGGGUUGCCAACCGGAAGAAGUAG